AUGGAUGGCGUACAGGGUCCGCCUCCCGAGGGCCCGAUUGCCUCGAUCGCAGAACCGGGCAUCAAGGCCGACGGUCAACUGCUGUUCGACUUGCGCCGCGAGGUCGCCAAUCUCUUGCAUCGCAACCAGACCAGCUUCCCCGGCGCGCAGCCCGUCAGUUUCGCGCGGAAACACGUCGAUGAGUUACGGAAUAGAGACUACUAUGUUUGCGAAAAGUCAGACGGCAUCCGGUACCUGCUAUACCUCACGGAAGACGAGGGCCGGGAGAUCCACUACCUAAUCGACCGGAAAAACGACUACUGGUUCAUCAAGAACAGCAGCUUCCACUUCCCGCGCAAGGACGACCUGACCAAAUUCCACACGCGCACGCUCAUCGACGGCGAGCUGGUCAUGGACGACACGGGAAAGGGCACAAAGGAGCCGCGGUUUCUCGUCUUUGACUGCCUCGUGCUGGACGGACAGGACCUGAUGUCGCGGACGCUCGACAAGCGGCUCGCCUACUUCAAUGAGAACAUUUACAAGCCCUACCGGGACUUGUUCAAGCAGUACCCGGAGGAGCGGGAUUUCCAGCCGUUCCUGGUGGAGAUGAAGGCCAUGCAGCUGAGCUACGGCAUCGAGAUGAUGUUCCGCGAGAUCCUGCCCAAGCUGAGGCACGGCAACGACGGGCUCAUCUUCACGUGCGUCAGCAGCGAGUACAAGCACGGCACCGACCCGCACAUCUUGAAGUGGAAGCCGCCGGAAGAGAACACGGUCGACUGCCGGCUGCGGAUGACGUUCCCCACGGUGCAGCCGGGGGAAGGGGACGAGGAGGCCGAGGGCCCCUUUGUGGACUACGAGGCCGUGCCGCGGGCGGAGCUGUGGAGCUUCAUGGGGGACGGGCGGUAUCAGUUCUUUGACGAGGUGCAUAUUACCGAGGAGGAGUGGGAGGUGUUGAAGGGACUCGGGGACCCGCUCAACGACCGCAUCGUGGAGUGUCACAAGGACGACCUGGGCCGGUGGCGGAUUAUCCGGUUUCGCGACGACAAGUCGGAGGCGAAUCACAUUUCUACCAUCAAGAGCGUCAUGGAGAGUAUCGAGGACCGGGUUACGGAGAAGGAUCUUGCGGAGGCGGCUAAGGGGAUCAAGGAUAAUUGGAAGACGCGGAAUGCCAAGCGGUAG
Colletotrichum abscissum is the source of this 1158-nucleotide messenger RNA. RefSeq names its product mRNA capping enzyme. The record is from RefSeq and is a predicted model, not a curated record. Gene Ontology annotation, biological process: 7-methylguanosine mRNA capping. Gene Ontology annotation, cellular component: mRNA capping enzyme complex. Gene Ontology annotation, molecular function: ATP binding; mRNA guanylyltransferase activity. NCBI's taxonomy places the organism in Eukaryota, Fungi, Ascomycota, Sordariomycetes, Glomerellales, Glomerellaceae. The coding region runs from base 1 to 1158 and encodes 385 amino acids. The transcript has 2 exons.